AUGCAGCCUUCUCGCGUCGACAAGCCGAGUGAGGCGUCCGCAUCGUCUAACAACUCAGACCAGGGGGGCUAUUUCCCCGCGGCUUACCACGUGAUCGAGGGUCUGCACGUGAGUCGACUGUUCACGGAGCGUAAUCUCAGGUCGGCCAUGUCCUACCGGCCUCGAGACGACGACGUCUUCCUCGUCAGCUACCCAAAAUGCGGAAACACGUGGCUCCAGAAAAUCGUCAGCGCCGUGUUCAACUGCGCCGAAUCAUCCGGGGAAUCCGGAGGCGCGCAGCAAGAGGAACUGUCGACGUACCUGGAUUUCGUGGGUGCGGAAGGGGCCCGUUCCUUGGCCCGACCAGCCUACAUCAAGUCACACUUGCCGUACGACAAGCACCCGUGCUCGCCGAAGGCCAAGUACAUCUACAUAACCAGGAACCCUUACGACUGCUGCGUGUCCUUCUACUACCACACAAGGGGACUUCCGACCUACCGGUUCCAAGACGGCACGUUUGACGAGUUCUUCGACAUGUUCGUGGAGGGAAAAGUUGACUACGGCGACUACUUCGACCACUUGCUUUCCUGGUACGCCCACCGGGAUGACCCGAACAUGCUGUUCAUCACCUACGAGCAACUCAAGAAGGACACAGCGGACUGGGUUCAGAAGAUAGCGGACUUCCUUGACAAGGAACAGUACGGCGACAGGAUGCGAAAGCACCCCGAGCUCUUGAAACAAGUGCUGGAUGCAACUAGCCUCGCCAGCAUGAAAGCCAUGAAUUCGAUGAUAAGCAACUGGACCGCGUUGAUCGAGUGCGUGCCGGCUGAGGGCAAGGAGGAAUUGAUGAAGGAAUUGAAGGACACCUUCGGUGACAUUUGGGACGUGCCGGGCAACGGAGGCUUCAUCCGCAAGGGUCUCGUCGGCGACUGGAAGAUUCACUUCAAUCCAGAACAGAUAAGAAGAAUGAAGGAUCGCAUCGAAUCCAAGACGCGCGGCAGUGACGUCAUGGAACUCUGGAAGGAUAUAGACCUCCCUUGA
Molecule: messenger RNA, 1020 nt
Organism: Rhipicephalus sanguineus (brown dog tick)
Lineage: Eukaryota; Metazoa; Arthropoda; Arachnida; Ixodida; Ixodidae
Product: sulfotransferase ssu-1
Exons: 3
Coding region: 1-1020 (339 amino acids)
Biological process (GO): sulfation
Cellular component (GO): cytoplasm
Molecular function (GO): sulfotransferase activity
Source: RefSeq, a predicted model, not a curated record